UCUCAAACUCAAACCUAAUAUCAUCUGUUAUGGAUUUUAUCGCAGUCACUUCAUUGUCUCUAUCCAUCCAUCUUCAUCCCGGUCAGCGCCUUCCACCGCCCCUUCGCCGGCGGCAACAGCCUUUUCUCGCGCCAAUAUGAUCACUUACAUCGUUUCUCUCUAGAUCAUCACCCACGUGGCAGUGGCAUGAGCGUGGUGGUGAGGGACUAACGUGCACACUGGAGUAACGUCACCGUGGAUCCUCCAUCUAAGAGCUGGAGCAUCCACACCAGAUCCGAAAUAAUCGCCAAGUACCAAAUCCUGGAGCGCGUUGGCGCCGGAGCUUACGCCGACGUGUACCGCGGCCGACGCCUCUCCGACGAUCUAAUCGUCGCACUCAAAGAAAUCCACGAUUACCAGUCCGCGUUUCGCGAAAUUGAUGCGCUUCAGAUUCUCCAGGGUUCUCCAAACGUCGUCGUUUUGCACGAGUACUUUUGGCGCGAAGAUGAGGACGCUGUGCUCGUGCUCGAGUACCUAAGGACGGAUCUCGCAACCGUUAUUGAUGACGCGAAGAAGAAGAAGAAUGGACUCCCCGUUGGGGAGAUUAAGCGGUGGAUGAUGCAGAUCCUAUGCGGUGUUGACUCGUGUCACCGGAACAUGAUCGUGCAUCGGGAUUUGAAGCCCGGUAAUCUGUUGAUCGGAGAUGAUGGAAUUCUCAAGUUGGCAGAUUUUGGACAGGCAAGGAUACUUGGGGAGCCAGGAUUUGAUACUUCUGAGGAGAACCCACAAGCUUAUGAACAUGAUGGUUCUUCACUCCAAGCAGGGUCUGGAAAUCAAGAGCAGGGAACUGUCCUUCGCGAAGAAUAUUUUAGAGUCUUGGAUGAACUGAAAACAAAGAGAUCUGCAGAUGACAUUGAUAAGGAUACAAACAUUCCUGAUGGAAAUACCUCCUGUCUUGCAACGUGCACAACAAGUGAUAUAGAUGAUGACCCUUUGAAAUCCAGCUUUACUUAUGAAGCAAGGGAGGACGAAGGAGAAGAAUCGGGUUGUCUCACGUCGUGCGUUGGAACUCGUUGGUUUAGGGCUCCUGAGCUCCUUUAUGGAUCCACAAACUAUGGUUUAGAAAUUGAUCUAUGGUCUUUGGGAUGUAUAUUUGCAGAGCUCUUUACACUGGAGCCCUUAUUUCCUGGAACAGCCGAUAUUGAUCAGCUUAGUAGGAUUAUUAAUGUUUUGGGCAACCUCGACGAGAAAGCAUGGCCAGGUUGUUCCAAACUUCCCGAUUAUGGAAUAAUCUCAUUUAGUAAGGUGGAAAACCCUCCUGGGCUUGAAGCUUGCCUGCCCAAUCGCUCCCUCGACGAAGUGUCUCUAGUAAAAAAGCUGGUUUGUUAUGAUCCGGCCAAGAGAGCUACAGCAACGGAGCUACUCCAUGACAAGUACUUUAAUGAAGAACCUCUUCCUGUUCCGGUUUCAGAGUUGCAUGUUCCUUUGAACAGAAAGGGAGAAGAUGAAAACUCUCCGUGGCAUGAUUACAAUUACAUGGGUUCUGAUUCUGACCUGGAGGACUUUGGCCCUGUGAAUAUCACAAAAACUGCACUUGUUGUUGGAGCUUUAGUUUCUGGCUCCAUCAGCCUUGUUCUUAACAGGCUCAUUUCACCUGAGUUUGUCAACUCGUUGGUGAGCAAGAAGCUGGACCGAAAGUUGGUUGAGAGGCUCAAGACUGCUCUCUUGGCUGCAGAAGCUCUAGCCGCUGACGCCGAGCAGAGGCAGUUUGGAAACGAUCGUGUGAGGAAAUGGCUUGAAAGUCUCAGGGAUGCUCUCUACACUGCUGAUGACUUGCUGGAACGUGUCUUAAUCAGAGCUGAAAUUCGCAACAAGGCACGCAUUCGCCUUCCUCGCUUCUUCCUUAAUUUGUAUGAUUGGAAGAUGGAGACUAAGAUAGAGGAUGUGGUAAAAAGAAUAGAAGAUCUUGAGAAACGCAAAGAUACCCUUGGUCUCAAAGAGAUUCCAACGGGAAGCUCCUCAUGGAGACCUCCAUCCACUUCUCUUGUGAAGGGGAAUGUGUUCGGCAGGGAUGCUGACCAGCAGGCACUAAUCAAGAUGCUCAAUGACAAAAAUGAUCACAACUUGUCCGUCAUCUCUAUUGUUGGUAUGGGCGGUGUUGGAAAAACAACUUUAGCACAAUGGCUCUACAACAACAAGGAUUUGAUGGACGGGGUUGAUAUGAAAGCAUGGAUUUGUGUUUCUGAAAAUUUUGAUGUUGUUGAGACUACAAAGAAUGUUAUAAAGGGGAUCUCUUCGGGUGUUUGUAGUCUUGACAGCUUUGAUUUACUUCAACAACAUUUGAAGGACAAACUGUCAAAAAAGAAGUUCUUCAUUGUUUUGGACGAUGUUUGGAGUGAAGAUGCUGACAAGUGGCAUAGUUUUAUCGCCCCUUUUCAACAUGGGAGAAAGGGAAGCACUAUUCUCCUAACUACCCGCAUGGUAAAUGCUGGUCGAAUAGUCCAACACUAUAACUCUUACACCCUCAAUCAACUGUCAGAUGAUGAUUGUUGGUCUAUUUUUGCGGAUAAUGCAUCCUUUCCUGAAUCAAAUGGGAGCUCAGAACUGGAAGGAAUAGGUAGAAAGAUUGUUGAAAGGUGUGAUGGCUUGCCAUUAGCUGCAGAAACACUUGGACGCUUGUUGCGCUCAGAGCAUCGUGCUGAAGAAUGGAAUAAAAUACUAAGGAGUGACAUUUGGGAAUUUCGUCUGGCAAAUUGUAAGAUUCUUCCUGCAUUGUUAUUAAGUUACCAUCAUCUGCCUACUCAUUUGAAACGAUGCUUUGUUUAUUGUUCAUUGUAUCCCAAAGAUUAUAAACUUGAUAAAGAUGAAUUAAUAUUGCUGUGGAUGGCUGAAAACCUUUUACAACCACCAAGGAGGGGACAGACUUUAGAAGAAGUUGGUUGCGAGUGUUUUGAUGACUUGGUUUCAAGACUAUUCUUCAAGCUGGUCGAGAAUGAUGAGAAGUAUUUUGUGAUGCACGAUCUCAUGCAUGACUUGGCAAUUUUUCUUGCUGGAAAAUUUUAUUGUAGGUCAUUUGAAGAACUUGGUGAAAAGGAAGAGAUGAGUAUUCUAACUCGUCAUUUAUUAUACGACCGUUCAAUCUCCAAGAAAACAUUCUCCUCUCGUGAAAUAGAAUCUUUGAGGACAUCAUUGUAUAUCAACCCUGGAUCUUAUUUCCAUAAAGCACACGCAACAUUACCAUUUGACAUAUUGUCAAAGAAUAAAUACUUGAGAGUUUUGUCCGUUCAUACACUCAAUAUAUUUCCUGAUUCAAUAGCUAAAAAAUUGAUCCAAUUGCGCUAUUUGGAUCUCUCUCGGAGUGAUGUUAAGAUAUUGCCCGAGUCAUUAUGCAACUUGUGCAAUCUACAAACUUUAAAGUUAGAAGGCUGUUCAAAUCUGACUUUGCUACCUAAUGGCAUGUAUAAGCUUGUGAAUUUGCGGCAUCUUAAUAUAAGAGAUACUCCUCUGAAAGAAAUGCCAAAAGGAAUGAGCAAAUUAAAACAGUUGCACAUUUUAAGUAAGUUUGUGGUGGGAAAGCAAGAAGACAAUGGAAUGGAAGAGUUAGGAGGGCUUUUAAAUCUUCAUGGAUCACUUGAGAUUCAGAAAUUGGAGAAUGUGAUUGAUGCCAAUGAGGCAAGGAGUGCAAGGAUAAUAGAUAAGAAGCACAUCGACGAGUUAUUGUUGGAAUGGUCUGUAUUUGGUGAUAUGAUACAAAGGUAA
Messenger RNA from Arachis ipaensis, 3738 nucleotides. RefSeq names its product cyclin-dependent kinase F-1. Lineage: Eukaryota; Viridiplantae; Streptophyta; Magnoliopsida; Fabales; Fabaceae. Gene Ontology annotation, cellular component: nucleus. Gene Ontology annotation, biological process: protein phosphorylation. Gene Ontology annotation, molecular function: ATP binding; protein serine/threonine kinase activity. The record is from RefSeq and is a predicted model, not a curated record.